Messenger RNA from Mangifera indica (mango), 1284 nucleotides. RefSeq names its product ras-related protein RABA1f-like. The record is from RefSeq and is a predicted model, not a curated record. The transcript has 2 exons. Lineage: Eukaryota; Viridiplantae; Streptophyta; Magnoliopsida; Sapindales; Anacardiaceae. Gene Ontology annotation, molecular function: GTP binding; GTPase activity. Gene Ontology annotation, cellular component: endosome. The coding region runs from base 217 to 870 and encodes 217 amino acids.
UUGAGUUAAUCUGUGGGAAGUAAUAUUAUUAAAAGCUUUGAAAAUCUAAGGCUCCCAGUAAGUGCCUCUCUUCCUUCUGCAAAUCGAGUCUCUAUCUUUUCACUCAAACUAAAAAAUGUAUAGAUCUCUUUGAUCCAUUCCAGUUGUUGAUAUUACUUGUACGGCUUACUAAAAAUAGCAUACAAGUUUUUAUUUAGAUAAACGGAAAAGCAUAAAAUGGGAGCAUACAGAGCUGAUGAUGACUACGAUUACUUGUUCAAGGUGGUGUUGAUUGGCGACUCUGGAGUUGGUAAAUCCAAUCUCUUGUCUCGAUUCACUAAAAAUGAAUUCAGUCUAGAAUCCAAAUCCACCAUCGGCGUCGAAUUCGCCACUCGCAGUAUUCGCGUCGAUGACAAGGUCGUCAAGGCCCAGAUUUGGGAUACUGCGGGCCAAGAACGGUACCGUGCAAUCACUAGUGCAUAUUACAGAGGAGCAGUAGGCGCACUGCUUGUUUACGAUGUUACACGACAUGUCACAUUUGAGAAUGUGGAGAGAUGGUUAAAGGAGCUUAGAGAUCACACCGAUUCCAACAUUGUGAUCAUGCUUGUGGGAAACAAGGCAGAUUUACGUCAUUUGCAUGCAGUCUCCACCGAGGAUGCUCAGUCGUUUGCUGAGAGAGAAAAUACCUUUUUCAUGGAAACCUCUGCCCUAGAGUCACUAAACGUUGAAAAUGCCUUCACUGAGGUACUCACUCAGAUAUAUCAUGUUGUCAGCCGGAAGGCUCUUGAUGCUGGCGAUGACCCAGCAACCUUGCCCAAGGGACAAACUAUCAAUGUUGGCACUAAAGAUGAUGUAUCUGCAGUGAAAAAGGCUGGCUGCUGCACCGCAUAAUCUGCAGCAACGAAGAAAGUCGUGUUGGUAAAAAACCAGUUUAUCCUCUUUCUCAAAUUUACAUUUCCAUGGUUUGGAGACAUCUUUGUUUUCAUGUGUCAGGACAAGAUCACAUGGAGUAGUGCAGGAACAAAUUGUAGUAUUGUGGUACAUCAUGGAUUGAAAGACUCAAAAAUCUUGUGAGUCUAACUGAAAUCAUGAGCGGUUUGGUGCAAGCUCUUUCUGUUUUUUUCUUUAUGUAUUGUUUGUUUUGUCUCCAAGUAUUAUAAUAGUUUGUAGUCAGUAUCCAUUCUAUAGAUUAGUUUAAAUCUUAUUGCAAGGGAUUGAAAUUUGGAAAGUAUGUUAAGAUCAUUCUGUUCUCCAACUAUGAUUGAUUGAUUAUUUGGUAAUGAAAUUUAUAUCUCACUUAAUUCA